Messenger RNA from Nylanderia fulva, 1267 nucleotides. NCBI's taxonomy places the organism in Eukaryota, Metazoa, Arthropoda, Insecta, Hymenoptera, Formicidae. The record is from RefSeq and is a predicted model, not a curated record.
AAAAUUUUAAGUACAUUUUUCUUUUUUUCUAGGCUUUUAACCUUAGUUCCAAUUGCACGAUAUUGUUCAGAUAUGUUGUCUCGUGCAUACGCUGACUCUUAUUUUGCACAUAACACAAACUGUAGAAUUUUUACAUGAAGCAAAUAUUGCUCGUGUUCGAGAUUAUAUACGACAAAAGUCCCUGCACAACUCCAGCAUCCCCUUAAUUAAGGACAUUAUUAUGUCUUUAACAUUAUAAGUAAACAUAAAUUGAGAAAGUCUCGUGUUCAAACGUGUGGAUUAUGUGAAACCAUAUGUAAUGAGGACGAAGUACCCAGCCAUGAGUGUCUUCAAGGAUAUUCUAAUUUCAUUACAGAUGAUAAUUUGUACUUUUACCCUGUAUUAGACGAUGGAGAAACUAUUGUUAGAAGAAGCUUGACACAGGACGCUGAAACAAUAGCAUCUGUACCUUUUCAUGGUGAUAAUCAAGGUCAAAUAAAUAGAAUAUUUGAUCCAUUAAUAAUAAUAGAAAUUCCAAUCAAAAGAGCGCAAAGGAAAAACUGUCACUUGAGGAGGAGGAGAUGCUAAUAUUAGAAGUCCAAUGCAGAGAACCACUAUGGAAUUUUAGAUUACCUCUCAUUCAAAGAAAUUGCAGAAUUACAAGAGCUUUGUGGGAAGAAGUUUCUCAAACUUUUAAUGGGAAAUUAAGCGCAGCUGGAUGUAAAAGCAAGUUCAAGAAUUUUCACGACACUUAUAGGAGACUUGUGAACGCUGAGAAACUACCAAGUGGAUCUGCUUCCAAAAGCAACAUGAGCAAAUGGAAACAUUAUAAAAGUAUGGAAUUCCUUCGAGAUAGUUGCUUACAGAAAAGUACGAUUUCUAAUAUUAACGAUGGAGACAGCAACAGUAUUAUCGAGAAUGAUAAUGAAUUAGAUUGCCAAGAUGCGAAUAUGUUAGAAGUUACUAAUAAUGAAGAUAGUCAAGAUACGAGUAUAUUAGGAAAUCAUGUAAGAAAGAGAAGGCGAGCAGAGUCACAAAACAGUUACUUAGAACGUAUAGCAGACGCUUUAUGUCAACCACCUCCUGACAUUGUUCUUCCACCACCCCCUCAAGAAGACCAUAUAGAUGCGUUCUUAAAACUGUUUGGUCAUAACUUAAGAAAGUUAUCGCCAGAAAAACAAAAUGAAUGGAUGCAACGAUAUUUAAAUAUGUCUUACGAAAUGUUAAAAGAAAACCAAAGAUAUUAAUGAAAUAUUAACUUAAAUAUUAAAUUAGCUUAACAAAAAUU